Messenger RNA from Colletotrichum navitas, 438 nucleotides. Its product is annotated as amino acid adenylation. NCBI's taxonomy places the organism in Eukaryota, Fungi, Ascomycota, Sordariomycetes, Glomerellales, Glomerellaceae. The record is from RefSeq and is a predicted model, not a curated record. The transcript is spliced from 3 exons. The annotation marks the transcript as partial.
AUGGACUCAGAGUCCGUCUUCUCUCCCACGCUGCCCGUAAUGCCGCUGCUGGAGUUUCCCGCUUCCUUCGACACUUUCGGAACGCGCGGGUGCUUCUGCAGUGCGGAUCAAUUUCAACAACCAGUAGACUCCUGCCUGGUCACAAAUUGUCCAUUGGUCGCGAGCUUCCGCAACAAGCAAAACAACAAGAACGACACGUGCUCGACCCUUUCGCAUAGUCUCCGGCCCAUAAGCUUAUGUACCGACCGUACCGAUUACCUUGGGUACUGGGACGAAGAGAUGAACCUCAACUACUUCGGCCGCAUCGGCAACCAGGUCAAGGUGCGCGGAUUCAGAGUCAAGCUCGAAGAGAUCGGACAUGCUGUCUCUACCGCGGCCGAUAUGGACCCCAAGGUGCAAAACGCCGUCGUUAUAACCAUGAACGAUGACCCUCAGGGG